Molecule: messenger RNA, 4528 nt
Organism: Micropterus salmoides (largemouth bass)
Lineage: Eukaryota; Metazoa; Chordata; Actinopteri; Centrarchiformes; Centrarchidae
Product: leucine-rich repeat-containing protein 3-like
Exons: 2
Coding region: 307-1164 (285 amino acids)
Molecular function (GO): protein binding
Source: RefSeq, a predicted model, not a curated record
AGAGAGAAAGAUUGCCCCACAUCAUUGUUGCUAUAACUACCCUCUGGUACGGCAGUCGGUGAUGAAGCCCUCUGCAGGCGACAGACCACGGAUCCACUACUGAUGCGCUUCGCGGUUUUUUUUUUCUCAAAUAGAUCUACACUGAAGAAGGAGAUGAGGUCCAGUGCAAGAAAAACUGCAAACGGAGUCUAAAACUAUCCUUAUCUGCCGUCUAGAUCUUAAACUUCACAAGAAAGCAUUUUACAGAUUCUCCCGGUGCGACCGUGUGUGUAUCUGACUGGUGUGUCAGGAGGCUAUGGUGAGGCGAUGUGCACAGGCUGGUGUGAGGAGAGAUGUACCAGCAGCAGUGGAGGAAGACAGGGAGGUAAAGGAGUGCAUCUUCAUUCAUGGCUGCGCAUCUCGCUCUUGUUCUCGGCCCUGUGGGGCCAAGCGUCCCCCCAGUGCCCGGACAGCUGCCACUGCGCCUGGGACACGGGCACGGUGCUGUGCUCAGAUGCCGGGCUGCGGGAGAUUCCAGAGGGGAUCCCACCGGAAACUGUCUCCCUUCACCUGGAACGUAACUACAUCCGCAACAUCCCAGAGAGUGCCUUCAGCGACCUGGUCCACCUACGGGACCUGUACCUGUCCCACAACCGCAUCGACUCGCUCGCCUCGGGGGCCCUGCGGCAUCUGGGCCCCGAGCUGCGCCUGCUGGACCUCUCACACAACCAGCUGAGGCAGGCCAGCAGGGAGGAGUUUGGCUCCACUCGUGCCAAGACACGUCUCUACCACAACCCUUGGCACUGUGACUGUGCCCUUCAGGAGCUGAUGGAGACCCUGAACCUGGAGCCUGAGACUGUGAAUGGGAUUGUUUGUGAGAGCUCUGUCCGGGGGGUGGGCGAGGGGAGCAGGUGGGAGGACCCGGGGGCGCAGGGCGAACACGCCGGUCAACCACUGGUCAAGCUGUUGGAUUCUGGGGUGAAUUUCUGCAGCCUGCAGAGGAAAACCACUGAUGUAGCCAUGCUGGUGACAAUGUUCGUAUGGUUCUUUAUGGUCAUUGUGUAUGUAGUCUACUAUGUGAGGCAGAAUCAGGCCGAGGCCCGGAGGCAUUUGGAGUACCUGAAGAGUUUGCCCAGCCCACGCAAGAACCCCACAGAGACAGACACUCUAAGCACUGGUUUCUGAACUCCUGCUCAGCUGUAAUUGAAAUAGAAUAAUAAUCCAGUCCUAUUUUUAUGGAGAGCGCCUGAUAAACCUCAAAAUGCUGUGUGGAGUUAUUGUAAGCCGCGUGUAGAAGAUGCUGAUACAGAGGAAAUGAACCUUUUACAGCUGUGCUAUGUGAUUGCAACGUUUCUUUAUAUUUGUUACUGCUGAGCUCCCCAUGUUUUUUCUUUAUUUCUUUACCUAUUGCAUUUUCCUCAAUUUAAUGAAUAACGAGAAGUGAGUAUUUGUUUCCUCCUCCUACCAUGUGCUGUGAAAGAAAAUAGUGGAAAUAGAACAAGAGAGUGCAGUGGAAGAUGAAAGGAUGAAAUAAGAAAAGACAGAACGUUCUUUGAACUUUAUAACCUUCUAUUUCCCUCUGUAGUCUCUCUUCUUCUUCAUUUUCCUUUCUUCUCCCACGAUGCAGCACGCUGUGAUCUUUCAUUAAGCUCUAAUUUGGACUCUUGGACCAACUGACCCUUUCUAAACACUUGAAAGGCACUAAUCAGCAGGAGUGUUUAUCAGGUCGCAAAGGAGAGUGUGCAAACUCAAAUGACUGUCCUUAUCUAAUGGCUUUUUCUUCAUUUGUGUGUGUAUAUGUGCACAUGUGGUGUUUAUGUGCAUUGUUACUGCCAUUUUUACUUUGAUAACACUGAUUUUGCAUGGAUGCUAUCCAAGCCUUCCCCAAUACACAGCCACAGCCACUUGACUAAUACUAAGCCAGUUGUUUCGGUGCCAGUGGAGAACUGCUGAUCUAAAUUUACUCUCAGGAAGCCAUUAGAGCUGGAGGUGAACUAUUUCGUCUCCAAGCUGCAGCAAUCAGCUCUGAAAUAUCUGGACAGCUUAGCGUACUGUCACUGAUUGGUACAGAGAAAUUUCAGCCAGAUUUAGAAGCGGAUCAUUGUUAGAUUAGUAUAGCCAUUUAUCCUGAGAGUAGCUGUUAGUUUAGGUUUAAUUAAUCUCUUGAGUCCUGCUUUUCGGUCCUCUAUGCACUGAUUGCUAUGUACACAUCAUAUGGUCUCCCAUUUUCCACAUAGGCUGUGUCAUAAUUGAUUUUUGUUCAAGCCACUGUAAAAAUAAGCAAAACACUCUUAUUCCACAAAAUGGAAUAAUUUUCUCAGUUAGCACAUUUAACGCUUGUAAUGUUAAGAUUAAUGCCAUUCAUAACAUGUAUACUGUAGGUGCACUGAAUAUCUAGCUCUAUGGAACAAUUCUGAUUGGAUUAAGGGCCACAUUUUUGAAUUUUGCUUGAGUUCAUUGAAAUCAUUAUUCUCUAAGGGAAGGGUCUAUCACGUGGUUUCAGUAUUUGUCAUUAGUCAAUGUUACAAACAAGCAAACUGUAAAAUGCCUCUCUCAAAUUGAUAGAUGCAGCCAUUGCUUUGUUGAUCAUUAGCCAAUUAGGUUGGGAACAACUGCUUUAAGAGGAUGUUUUUGAACAUCUUAGCAGCAUGGCUCUAUGGCAAUGUCAAUCUGCAGUCUCACAGAGUGGCGAGCAUGGCUGUAGAAUUAGUCUUUUUCAUGUGUCUUCAAUCUGCGACCCUUUAAGUGUUGAUCGAUGUAAUAAAACAUUACUGUACCCCAUUUUAUCUAACAACUGGGCUCGGAAAGUGGUAAAAUCUGAGGCAAAACUUAGAAUAGGACAACUGUCUGUGUACUGUAACAUGCUAAAUGUGGUGUGUACUUUGUAAUUUACAGAGAAAGACUGGUUGAAGUUUGUGUUGUUCAGGAUGAAGACAUACUGUGAACUACAACAAGAAUUAGUUCAGCUUUGAGCAGAACGAUGUUGAUAUUGUCAUGAUAACUGGUCCAUGUAAAAACCUGCUCUUGGUUGUUAGACCAAAGGCUAAAACAUUGGAAUAAGAAGUUGAAUAUUUGUUCUGUGACUGUCAAAAGAAAACUGUCUGUGGAUAAACUUGUGAAGAAGAGUUGUAACGUUACAUCAUUUUUCCAUAAUGUUACCCGUCUGUCACAAAUCCUGCAUCUAAUGUGCCAGAGUUCAGUUUCCUGAAUGCAUCUCUCCCAUUAAUACAAUCUUUAACCAUGAUUACCUCAUUAAGGUACAACGAUGCUGAUAACCACAAACCCAAGAACCACGCAUGCCCUCUUUGUGUAGUUUUUUUCUGUAGGUAUUUUUUUUAUUGGUGUUCUGUCCCAGUGAUUUGUUUUCUCUCCUGUUUGUAUGCUGAUAAUUAUUCAAACAAGGAUAAAGUCAAAGAUUGGAAACCAUUACAUCAAAUAAUAAUGAUCUAUCAAAAAGUGAUUUUAGGAGAAACAAACAAACAAAUAUAUAAAAAAUAAAAGAAACAUUGCUCUACUUUGUUCAUAGAAAUGCUUCUACCUUUUAUUGCUACUUUAGGUUGAAAAAGGCAAAAAGAUGAAGAGAACAGAAGAACAGGAAGACAUUAUCAAUUCACAAUGAGCUGAUCAUGGUUGGCAGCGUUUCCUAUUUCUACUCUACCACCCAUUAACACUAAAGGAAGUGAUUGACAAACUAUUUUACAUAUAUAUAUAUAAAAAAAAGUACAUGAUGUGACUUUUCGCCGCCUCCUCCUUCAACGUUUUCGUAGUUUUUUUCCACAAAUCACCAUCAACAAAAUCAAAAUUGCCUCACAUUUAUCCAUCUCUCCACUGCCUUUUCUUGAAAUCUCCCCCUGGAAAUAUAUUUGGACAUCACCACAAAGACACAGUGGAAGCAGGGCACAGUGAAAUGUUUAGAUGUGACUCUUUAAAAAAAAAAAAGGAAUUUCCUUGGGGAAGAGUCAAAACCAAUGCCCCAUAUAUUUCAACAUGGGGGAGAACAAAACAGGAUAUAAAUAAAAAGCAACUUCAGCCUGUUACUUGAUUUUGUCUUUUAUUUCCAAUUUACAUUAAUUAAACCGUAACAAAAACAAGUCAUGAUCAUAAUAAUAUAAUAAUGCUAUUAUUAAUAAUAAUAAUAAUAUUAUUAAUAAUAACAAUAUACACAACCUCGCACAAUGGGCCCUCUGCGCUGGUUGUAGAACUGGAGCAACAAAGUCAGGCACACCCUGAAUCUCUUCAACUGUGUGUUUGUGUGAGUGUGUAUGCAGAGGCAGAGGACCCGCCCUGUGUGAGGAGACUUAGGGGAGGAAGUAGAGAGGAAUGGGGGUCAAACGUCGCAGCGGGUGGGGGUGUGUUGGGGGACCGACUGACUGGGCUUUCACGACCAAGAUUCUCAAACAUAUUGGUCAUAGAGUCUCCUAUAAUUGCAGGGCCUUGGUUUGAUUUUUGUUAAGUUUUUUUUUUAGUGUGAGGUAGCUUUAAAAUAUAAAAAGAAAACUAAAUUCAGUAUUAAUUCCAAACUGGACAUGACGUGAUUGUUAAAAAAAAA